Molecule: messenger RNA, 1374 nt
Organism: Trichoderma gamsii
Lineage: Eukaryota; Fungi; Ascomycota; Sordariomycetes; Hypocreales; Hypocreaceae
Product: 26S protease regulatory subunit 6A
Exons: 4
Coding region: 1-1374 (457 amino acids)
Biological process (GO): proteasome-mediated ubiquitin-dependent protein catabolic process
Cellular component (GO): proteasome regulatory particle, base subcomplex
Molecular function (GO): ATP hydrolysis activity; proteasome-activating activity; ATP binding
Source: RefSeq, a predicted model, not a curated record
AUGUCGACCCUCGAAGAGCUCGAUGAUCUCGACCGCCGGGAGAAGGAGGAGAAGAGAAGAGAGAACAAUGACAAGAAGGCUACUGUUGCCGACGAGGACGAUGAAAUGAAGGAUGCCGAGGACAAGGACGACAUCCUCGACGAGGAGAUCCUAAGCCUAAGCACACAAGACAUUCAGACUCGGAAGCGAUUACUUGAAAACGACUCUCGGAUCAUGAAGAGCGAGCUCUCGAGGUUAACGCACGAGAAGGCCGCCAUGGGUGAAAAGAUCAAGGAGAACAUGGACAAAAUCGCAAACAACAGGCACGUUUCCCCACGAGCUUUGCCAAACGACGAGCUGCUCGCUUGGUAUCCUACUGCUGAGUCUUCCGAAGAAGGAGCCAAUAUCGACCUCGACGCUACUAGAGUCGGCAAGUCUGCCGUCAUCAAGACCUCCACACGACAAACCAUCUUCUUGCCGCUGAUUGGCCUCGUUGAUUCCGACACUCUCAAGCCAGGUGACCUCAUCGGUGUCAAUAAGGACUCAUACCUGGUUUUGGACACGCUACCCGCUGAGUAUGACAGUCGAGUCAAGGCCAUGGAGGUGGACGAGAAGCCGACAGAACAGUACACCGACGUUGGAGGUCUGGAUAAGCAGAUUGAAGAGUUGGUGGAGGCUAUCGUAUGGCCUAUGAAGGAGGCGGACCGAUUCAAGAAGAUUGGUAUCAAGGCACCAAAAGGUGCUCUCAUGUACGGCCCCCCCGGUACCGGAAAGACUCUCAUGGCCAGAGCCUGCGCGGCUCAGACGGAGGCAACGUUCCUGAAGCUUGCAGGACCUCAGCUUGUGCAGAUGUUCAUAGGUGACGGAGCCAAGCUUGUACGAGACUGCUUUGCCCUAGCCAAGGAAAAGGCCCCGGCAAUCAUCUUCAUUGACGAACUCGACGCCGUUGGUACCAAGCGAUUCGACAGCGAGAAGAGCGGUGAUCGAGAAGUCCAGAGAACCAUGUUAGAGCUGCUCAACCAGCUUGAUGGUUUUGCCUCCGACGACCGUAUCAAGGUCUUGGCCGCCACCAACCGAGUCGAUGUCCUCGACCCUGCACUGCUACGAUCUGGACGUCUGGACCGCAAGAUUGAGUUCCCUCUGCCAAACGAAGAGGCCCGCGCACAGAUUCUCAAAAUCCACUCACGCAAAAUGAAGGUCAACCCCGGCGUCAACUGGGGUGAGCUUGCUCGAAGCACGGACGAGUUUGGUGGUGCCAUGUUGAAGGCAGUCUGCGUUGAGGCUGGUAUGAUUGCCCUGCGCUCAGGAAAGAACCAAAUCGGCCACGAGCACUACGUCGAUGCCAUCGCCGAAGUACAGGCCAAGAAGAAGGAUACUGUCAACUUUUACGCAUAA